Messenger RNA from Paramecium octaurelia, 4030 nucleotides. The record is from the annotation of a GenBank genome assembly. Lineage: Eukaryota; Ciliophora; Oligohymenophorea; Peniculida; Parameciidae.
AUGUUUUUGGCUUUUAUGAUUUAGAUUGUAUUUUGUUGCCAAGUUUAUGAAAAAGAGAGAAACAUCUUUCCAACAGAAGAAGAAUAUUAUAAUGUGUAUAUGAAUGAGCUAUUUAACGGAGAAGACAUGAUUUUCGAAUGUAAGAAUUGUCCGCAAAAUGUCACUUUAUGGAAUACAAUGAAUUUGAUCGGAAAACCAUAUAAUACAGGUAAAAAUUAUCAUAACUAUAGGAUAUUUAUUUAGAUCAAUAGCAAAUAAUAAUUCUCAUUUUGUUGCACUUUCUGAUAACAAUACAAUAAAUAUUUAUAAUUGGUAAAAUUAAUCCCUUAACGCUGGUUAAAUACUGAAUGUAAGUUCAGAUUUAAAUUGUUUGAAUGUUAUCUUUACAUUAGAUGAUUAAUUUCUUCUAGAUUGUUAUAUUGGUGAUAUGGUUUAAAUAUAUAAGUUAGAAGGCUCGAAUUUAUCACUAGUUUUUUAGGAUUAUGCAACAUAUCCUCUAAGAACGAAUCUCUAUUCCUUUAGGUCCAAUUAAAUUAAUUAUACUAUCUAUGCAUAAUAUUAUCAGUAGUUUUAAAUCUUAACACUUUUAAAAUAUGAUGAUUCAUCUUAAAAUAAAACAUUUAUUAAUGUCUCAACUUGGAAUUCCAUAUUUCAAGAUGUUGAAAUUUCAAUCAAAGGAAUCGAAGUUAAUACAUUUUAUGUUUUAAAUAAUCAAGAGGUCAUUUUGCUAAAAAUAACAGAGGAUGAGAAGUUUUCCUCAGAUUACUUUUUUCUUAUUAAUCCUCCAUCUUAUUCAAUGACUAUUUAUUAAUCAGUAAAUAAGUAUUCAGAGUGUGAUUAAUUAUUCUUAAAGAGUGACUCAUUGAUUUAUUCCCUCUUAGUUUGCGAAGAUCAACCUGAUUAGGAAUUAUAUUAAUAAGAUGAGAUAUUUUAUCAAAUAGAUGAAAAUACAGAAAUUUAAUAAUUUUAUGCAAAUGACUUAUUUUUAAUUUUACAAACGAAUGACUCACUUAUGAUUAUAUCAUUAGAAACAAAGACAUUACUGAGAGAAACUAAAUGGGAAUCUUUGUAAAAUUUUACAAAUAGUUAAAUAUAUUUUAAUCAAUAAAACAAUGAAUUAUUCAUUUUUAAUUAUUAGACUUAUGUUUAUAAAUUAGAAAUGCCUCGAUUGAGUGGAUAUUUCUAAGCGAUAGAUACAUAAAAAUAAAAAGAUGAAAUUUAUAUAUUUGCCAUUGAUGACUUUGGAAUUGAUAUUUGCUUUGUGAAAUUAUAAGUAAAAACAUUAAAUUUGAAUGAUUAUGGUGUUUAUUAAUUAUAUGAAAAUCAAGUUGAAAAUUUUUACACAUUUCAACAAAAAAGAUUUGUGCAAUAAAUUAAAAAUAUUAAUGGGCCUUUGUUAGAGAUUUAAUAUAAUUAAAACAAUUAAGAUUUAGGAACAUUUAAUAAUAUCACUUUCUACAAAAUUUAUGAAUUUGAUAAUUAAUUUGAAAUGAUGAAAAUGAUAUACAUUGAAACUACAUAUAUAGUGGGAAUAUAGAAUAAAUCUAUGACAAUUUUCAUAUUUGCUUUACCAGAACCAUUAGUCUCAAGUUCUGCGAUAGAAUUAGGUGCUUAAGAACAUUAAAUAUUAAGAGAUUUACAAUUAGCAUAUUAAUUUUAAGAAUCUUAAGUUACCAUAAUUAUUGGAAUUAAUUAUGACUAAACUACUUUGCUAUUUUACUUUGUUACAGAUGAUAUUUCAAAAAUCACAAUUUUGUCAAAUAUCACUGUUUCAACCAUGCAUUUCAAUCAAUUUUUAUUAACCUUUAAUUGUUAUUUAUUGAUGCUUGAUAAUAAAAUCAUAUUAUAUUCUUUUGAUAAUGUUAAAUAAUUUAAAAUUGAUUAAGAGGCAAUAUAGUAGUAUCUUGGGGAAUAUGUGGAUUUUAAUCCUACUAGAAUGACUCUGGAUCAAUAAUUACAAUCUUCAGUAGUAUUCGUUAGUAAUUAAUACAAUUUCAUAAUAUUUGUAAUUGAUUUUGCUCUUAGAAUGAUACCGUAUGGAAUUUAUUAUGUUGAUUACUUAAUCCAAUAAAUCAACAUAGUUAAUUAGAAAUUGAUAUUAUCUUAUAAAUGUGAUCAAGGACUAUGCUUCGAUGUUUGGAAUACCUAGAAUUUAUUAAAACCAUUCUAUGAGAAAAAAUUGAUGAGUGUAUCCUAAUAAAAUGAUGUUACUUGCUAUUCUGACAAUCUGUUCUACUAUGUCGAAAUUGAGAAAAAACAAACAUUAAUUUAUAAUCCAACUUUGUCAUAUCAUUAAUCCUUAUUUACAUCUAUCCAACUUAAUGGAUCAUAUUUUUCCAGCGUAGUAGUAGAUGGUUUAUCAGUUUUAGCCUUUGGUAAUAGGCUCUACUCACUUUUUCCCUUCUUUACAUUUGAAUUCAUUCGAAAUGAUACUUACAAAACCUUCGAGUAUCUCCCUAGCACAAUUUAUAAUUUCACUAUAAAGUCUCAAUUAAAUGGGGAUAAUAAAUCGUACACCACUAAUAAUUAAAGCCUGUCCAUACUUAAUCCAUAAUUGAACAUAUUCAUUCAAAAUAUUAGCAUAAUUGUUGAGGAUGAAUCUGAUUUGAAGUAUACCUAUACUUUUGAUAACGUAUCAACUAUUGGAUAAAUCCUCUAUUUUGAAUUGGAACCAGAAGAUGAUAAACAUCAAAUCACUAUAAAGAAUUUUCAAAAUGCUGUGCAAUUAUCCAGUUAAUUUAGCAAUGAUGACUAAUUUACUAUUGUAACUGCUGUCAACAAUUUAUUUGUACUCCAAAAUUAUAACAAACUCAUGAUUCAAAACACUAAUGUUGUAUUCAACUUGAAUAGUACUCAAAGCUGCUAUUAAUCGUAUGCUUAUAAUUCUACACUCUAUUCAUAUUGUUAAAACGAUUCCAAUUAUUACAUAAUUAGUUUCUAAAUAAGUAGUAGUUCUAUUGUUCAAAAUGAAUAAAUUAUUAUAUUACCUGAUAAUGAACUUUAUUUAUCAGAAACUUCUUUAUCCAUCAUUUCUGAUGGGCUCUUUUACUUAACUCCUGACUCAUAAUUAUCUUAUUAUAAUUUGUAAUCGCUUCAAAAUGUCAUUAUUACCUAAUGCAAUUCAAAUAUAUUUUAACCUACAGUAAUUAAAUAGGCUUCGGAUUACUUGUUAAUCGCUGUUUUUUUUGUUUGUUCAGAUAAUGAGAAGUAUUUAAAUUAUAUUAUUGGCAAUUACAGUAAGAUUAACUAUACAAUUCAAUUUCAGAACAAAUUUAAAACAUUUAAUAUUCUAGAAACCUAUUUCAGCAAUAUCAAUGGUUUUUAUAUUUAAAAUUUCUAAAUUGUUAAACAAGAACUCAAAGAAAUAAUGAUGCUAAUAACCACUAAUCAAUAAUUAAGUUUUCUUAUCUUAUUCAAUGUUAAUUAUGGUAUCCAUGACAACACAAACAUUGAAAUCAAGUUUUAAGAUAUUAUAUCUACUAUAGCUCCUUAUAAUGCUGCAGAAUUUGAAAUAUAAUAAUACCCAAAAAUUUCAGGAUCCAAUUUGCUCAUUUUGUUGUCAAAUAAAAAGACUGUAAAUGAAUUUUUGCUGUUGGUUUAUGACUUAGCCGAUGUAACAUAAUAUAAUAGAUCGUCUCCAAUCAGAUUAUAGGGAGGGUAUAUUAUUCCGCAAUUACAAUUUAAUUACAUAUUAGGAUUUUAAAUAUCUUCUGAAAAUCGAAAUAACGGAUAGAUCUUGUUUUUGACAUAAUCCAAUAUUUAUAUUUUCAAUUUCAGUAUAUUUACUUUUUCUUUGGAUAUGCCAUUAUACUCAAAGGAAAAAUAUAUUACAUUUAGACUAACUGGAGCUAAUACAUACUUUUCUAAGACUUCCUUAAUAGAAUUCUAGUAUGAAACCUAAAAAGGAUGGUUGUAUGGGUUGAAUACUAUCAUUGCUGCAAUUAUGAUAAUCUCUUUAAUAUAUUGCUGGCAAAGAAGAAAAGUACCAAAUAAUUAUGAGUUAAAUAAUGAUGAAUGGAUAGAAUUUUGA